AAACGCGACCCCAGCCUCCCGGUUUCAGUUCAAGCUCCUGCGCCGCCCAAAGCCCCUGCAGCGGAUGCCCUGAUCGCACUAGGAGUGUCUUAAACCGUUUGGUCACGAAGUCUUGUGUUUUGCUCUUUUUUUAAUCCCCCGUGUGCUCUCUCCAUCCUGUUGAUAUCGCCCGCUCUAUUGUUGUUUGGAGCUUGCCAUGCCUCUCAAUCUAGUUCGGCGUGGGGGGUUCUUCCGACACCUCCAUGUCAAAGAUGCCUUCACUCGCCCCGUUCGUGUGAUCGCCUCACAGAGCCACAUCAGGCGUGUUUCUUUCGUUGUACACCGUCCCUUUUCCCGUGCGUCGAUUAUACCCAAUGCCCCCCGUUCGAGCUUGAUCGUCAGCAACCUUAUCCGAACCUAUGCGACUGCUGGCCGCCCCAAAGUUAGCACUGGGGCUAAGACCACCAAGACUAAGCAGAAGGCCGCUCCGAAAAAGAAGGUUAAGAAGGAAUUGACCGAAGCCCAAAAGGAAAAGAAGAAGGCCAAAGACUUCAACAAACUUGUCCGCGAACUCAAGAAGACAGCUCUGCAGCCACCUAAGAAGCUUCCAAGCACACCAUGGACCCUGGCCGUCACAAGCAAGAUUCCGGAAGCCCAGCAGACCACUAAAACUCCCGGGGAGGCAUUUAAGAAAGCUACUGAGCUUGCACAGACAAUCAGCGCUGAAGAGCGGGAGCGAUUUGUUGAGCAAGCGAAUGCUAACAAGGCUGCGAACAAAACUGCCUAUGACGAAUGGAUCCAAGAACACACCCCUCUCCAGAUCAAGGAGGCCAACAUUGCUCGGCGCAGAUUGGCCAGGAUCAAGGACACCUCCCUCUCUCUCCUCCGCGAUGAUAGGUUGGUCAAGCGUCCCAACUCUCCGUAUAUUUACUUCUUCAAAGAGCGGCACGAAGCUGGAGAUCUGAAGUAUAUGGCGGCCGCGGACCUCUCGGCACGGGUGGCAGAGGAGUGGAGGGGUUUGACGGAUACUGAGAAACAGAAAUACAAUGACUUAUUUAAAGCCGAUCGGGAGCGCUAUGACCGAGAGUAUCGCGAUGUCUACGGCCUGGACCCCCCGGCAGAAAGGAAGAGCUCGUAAAGCGGUGCAUUGUUGACCAACGCAUCCUCGUCCGUGUCUUCAGUCUGAAAGAGAUCUGGCGCAAGCCGAUGGUGGUUUUGUGAAGGAGUAUCGCUGGAGUAAGGGAUUCUUGUAUGAAUUUAGGUACCGGUCCGAUUUUCCUUUGUUUCCCUUCGCUACUCAACCUGUGUUCGUCGGUAGUUUAGGUAGUCUUUUUUUACUGGGUUAUCCUUGUACUGUAUAAUGCUAUCAAUGUAUUGGUUUCAAG
Aspergillus ochraceoroseus IBT 24754 is the source of this 1364-nucleotide messenger RNA. RefSeq names its product HMG-box domain-containing protein. NCBI's taxonomy places the organism in Eukaryota, Fungi, Ascomycota, Eurotiomycetes, Eurotiales, Aspergillaceae. Bases 197 to 1117 code for a protein of 306 amino acids. The record is from RefSeq and is a predicted model, not a curated record. The transcript is spliced from 3 exons.